AUAAUAUUGAUCACAGAGUUCAAUUAAUCUAAAUACAGUACAACAAACGUUAUUUGUUGUGGGAAAAAUAUAAAAUCACAGAUAUUAAAAUAGUAUGUAUUAUAAUGUUCAUUGCUUAUUCAUUACUAUUGAUAAAUUGUGUUUUUCUUUCCAAACAAAUGUUCUGUGUCAGAUGAUACAAUACUUUUACAUGUAUUAAUCACUACAGUAUUUUAAACUAAGAGCCUGACAGAGUUGAUUGAUUUAUGGAGUACAGACAACAUCAAACAGGUUUUGAUGAACGAUGUAAUAAGAGGUGAGAGAUUACGUUCUAGAACGAUUAUACUGUUGUGACGUCACACAUAGUAAAAUACCAUUUCGAUUUAUGACAAAUGUGUGUUCUGUUGAAGGGAAAAUUUCUGUCAUUUUAAACUGCUUAGGUGAAAUCAUGUCAAACUGUUUUCGUUUUGCUUAGCUGAACGGUAUUCAUAUAGACAAAUGGGGACACAGGAGCCCCCCUCCAUGGAUCUUCCCUCCUACAACAGCCAUAAUGAGAGGGACAAGUCAACCAAUGAGAAGUUCCUUCCCAGAGCAGAGGCGGUCAGGUCCAAACUCAUCCAGACCUUCUCUCUGCUGGACCAGUUACAGGAGGAGCAGAGAGGAAGCCCCAAAUACUGCACCAAUGAUGUUUUAGACGAGGAGAUCUACACCAGUCUGAUGGGGAAGGACACACACCAGCUGGUGCGUUUCGAUAUCUCCCCCCAGAGGGGCAGCACCAUCACCAUGGACCGCCGUCGCCAGGGACGACUGGAGAACCUCCAUGCCAACUAUCCGCCCUUGAACAUGUUUGCCCACUGGAUUCUAGAGAGUAAAAUAUUUAGGAAUAUCAUUGUCAUCCUCAUCAUUCUGAACACCAUUGUAUUGGAGAUACAAGCAGAGUUGUUUGACAACAUGGACCCCAAGCUGGAGAUUGUGAAACUGGUUCUGGAAAUGUUGGACUGGAGCAUCCUGGCCAUCUUCUUCCUGGAGAUCCUAUUGAAGUGGUUGGACAACUUCUGGAACUUCUGGAAAAGCACCUGGAAUAUCUUUGAUUUUGCUGUUACCAUGCUGUCUGUUAUACCAGAGAUCGUGAAGGUCUUCAAAGGGGUGGACACUGACGACUUGGAGAUUGUGGCACUCCUAAAGAAGUUCCGUAUCCUCCGCUCCCUGAAAAUUAUUUCUAAAUUCAGGCAGAUCCGCCUUAUCGUGUUGGCCAUCUCCAAAGCUUUCAAGUCUAUGACCUUCAUCUUCUUACUGCUGCUGGUGUUUGCUUAUAUCUUCGCUGUGGUUGGAGUCAUCCUGUUCGAGAGUUACACGCGCUCCAACGUCGAGGGCCUGGUCUACAACAUGAACUUUAAAGAUAUCUACAACUCCUUCAUCACCCUCUUCAUCCUCUUCACCAUGGAUCACUGGUACGCUCUGCUCGCAGACACCCGCAAAGUUCCAGAACUGAACAAAACCAUAUGUGGCCUAUACAUCAUCCUCUGGCUCCUCAUAGGCUCCUUCGUAUUCCGCAAUAUCUUCGUGGGUAUUAUGGUGAAUAACUUCCAGGCCAUCCGGAGUGACCUCUCUAAAGAGGUACACCAGAUUGAGAUCCAGGCCAAAGCUGAUCUCUUUAAAGCUGAGAUCAUAAAGAGGAGGAUAAGUCAUUCGAAAUUUGCCGGGCUGAGCAAAGUGGCAGAGGAUGGUGAAGAGUCAUUUUCCACUGAGGAUCUACUAAAGUUUACAAGAUGUAAUAUUCCAGAAAAAGACUGGGAGUCGUACGUGGAGGAGAACAUGAAGGUGAUGCAGGAGCAAGAGGAGGACGAGAAGGUCAUCUGGCCCCGGGAUUCCCUUUUCAGGUACUUUGAGCUGCUGGAGAUGCUCCAGCACAACCUGGACGAGAGGAAGAGACUGCAGAACUUGGCAGCUCAGGCGUUGCUUAACCUGCACGACUCAUAGGACCCCACAUCGACAUCUAUUCAGAAGAGCCACCAUAUUUUGGAAGAAAAUAAAACAUGUUUUUUUCUUCCCAGUAUUGUCAGUGUCCAUGUUCAAUUAGUCAUCUAGUUUACCCUUGAGAAGUAAAGCUGAUGUGGAGGGCAGAGAGAGCCAACGACAGCCUGGUUGAACCAUACUGAAUGCUGCGCACACCGUUGUUUUACUUCACCUCAGUUUGGAUGCCAGGCUAAGGCAAUGAGGUCAAAUAUAUUUAUUCCUAGUAGUAGUCAACUUGAAUGGUCUCACAGUUCCACCCAAUAUGUAAUAGGGGGCACUCUUACACAGUGUCACUGAGCCCUCUGGGAGGUCAUACACUGUGUACACCACAGUUCUCCUUAAGAUUAUUCCCUACAAUCUUAGAUUGACAUGUGACAUCUUAGACACAUCGAGGUUACAUUGGUACUGUCCUACGCUGUCCUAUGCAAAAGAAGGCUACAUUAA
Molecule: messenger RNA, 2439 nt
Organism: Salvelinus fontinalis (brook trout)
Lineage: Eukaryota; Metazoa; Chordata; Actinopteri; Salmoniformes; Salmonidae
Product: cation channel sperm-associated protein 2-like
Exons: 13
Coding region: 478-1959 (493 amino acids)
Biological process (GO): transmembrane transport; flagellated sperm motility; monoatomic ion transport
Cellular component (GO): CatSper complex; membrane
Molecular function (GO): calcium-activated cation channel activity
Source: RefSeq, a predicted model, not a curated record